Messenger RNA from Acanthosepion pharaonis, 909 nucleotides. NCBI's taxonomy places the organism in Eukaryota, Metazoa, Mollusca, Cephalopoda, Sepiida, Sepiidae. The record is from the annotation of a GenBank genome assembly.
AUGUCUCCUCUCUGUUCUUCAGUUGAUGAUCCCCACCCCCCACAAGAGCGACAUAAUAUUUCUUUCAUUUUUCUCUUUACAUUUCUUUCUUUGUUUUUCAUGUUAUUCUUUCUUUCUUUCUUUCUUUCUUUCUUUCUUUCUUACAUUUCUUUCUUUGUUUUUCAUGUUAUUCUUUCUUUCUUUCUUUCUUUCUUUUUUUCUGUCCAUUUUCGUUCUUUCUUUUAUUUUUCUUUCUUUACAUUUUCUUUCUCUCAUUUUUCUUUCAUUGCAUUUCUUUCUUUUUCUUUCUUUGUUUCUGUCCAUUUUUGUUCUUUUUUCGUUCUUUUUCUUUCUUUUUGCUCACUUCUUUCAUUCUUUUUUUUCUUUCUUUCUAUUUUCAUUCUUUCUUUCCCACUUCUUUCUUUCCAUUUUCGUUUUCCUUUCAUUUUUCUUACUUUCUUUCCAUUUUCAUUUGUUCUUACUUCAUUGUUUCUUCUGAUCGAUGGGUCAUUAAGUUUUAAACAAACAAACAAACAAUUCAUCCUUUCUUUCUUUCUUUCUUUCUUUCUUUCUUUCUUUCUUUCUUUCUUUCUUACAUUUUGUUGUUAUUACACAUAUUAUUGCUCUGAUAUCUAUCUAUCUAUCUAUGUUUGCCUAUAUAUCUAUAUCUAUCUAACUUGGUUUGUCCAUAUCUAUCUAUCUAUCUAUCUAUCUAUCUAUCUAUCUAUCUAUCUAUCUCUGUUUGUCCAUAUCUAUCUAUCUAUCUAUCUAUCUAUCUCCGUUUGUCCAUCUCUCUCUCUCUCUCUCUCUCUCUCUCUCUCUCUCUCUCUAUCUCUAUCUAUCUAUCUAUCUAUCUCGAUUUGUCCAUAUCUAUCUAUCUAUCUAUCUAUCUAUCUAUCUAUCUAUCUAUCUAUCUAUCUAUGCUUGUGA